ACUUCUUGCCCCAAUCCUCCCUCUGCUAGUUUCAUUUUGAAAGGAGUUGUGUGUAAAGUAGGAAGUAGCAAUACGAUGGCAAGUAACGCUGAAUUACCGUCUGGAUACGACUAUGAGUUUGUUGUACAAGUACCUGAAGACUACAUUUGUAGUAUUUGCCAUCUUGCAAUGCUAAAACCCGUUCAGACAAGAUGUGGACAUCGGUUUUGUAAGGGCUGUUUGGACGCAGCUUUACAGAGAAAAACAAAAUUUCCUCUUGACAACGAGUCUUUGACCUCACAACAGAUAUUUGAAGAUAAAGCGACCGAGCGACAAAUUCUUUCAUUCAAGAUAAAGUAUCCAAACCAUUGUGAUUGGCAGGGAGAACUGAGAGAUGACAAGGUAUAUUGGAGAGUAGUUGCUAUAUAUAGAUUCUACAAGAAAUAAAGAAAAAAAAAAAGCCGCAGCAGAAACAACAACAACACUAACAACAAUAUACGUUGAUAUUACAAAAAGUUUUACAUGACAUUUUAUAAAAAAUUAUAUCAUUUUUUCAAUGAAAAUAUUUAUAAUAUGGAGAAUUUAUGAUCCUGGUGACAGUCUACGACUCGUCCCAACCAGUGCUUUGCCAUCGUUCAUUAAGUCGAUCUAGUCGUAUGUUAACUGCAUGCCAGAGGAGAUAUCAGUAGUCUCCCUUUAUGCUUUGCGCGCGUGGUUUGUUGACAAAAUGGCURCUAUUUCCGGUGAUAUGCCGGGAAGUAAGAUGGUCUCAAUGGGUUUAAUCGUGAGCCGUGAAACGGCUGAAAAAUUAGUAGUGAGUCAUGAAAUGGAGAAAAAAUUAGCCGAGAGGCGUGAAUA
Molecule: messenger RNA, 837 nt
Organism: Exaiptasia diaphana
Lineage: Eukaryota; Metazoa; Cnidaria; Anthozoa; Actiniaria; Aiptasiidae
Product: TNF receptor-associated factor 6-A
Exons: 3
Coding region: 76-426 (116 amino acids)
Biological process (GO): regulation of canonical NF-kappaB signal transduction; protein K63-linked ubiquitination; tumor necrosis factor-mediated signaling pathway
Cellular component (GO): plasma membrane signaling receptor complex
Source: RefSeq, a predicted model, not a curated record